UGUAUCGAAAUAUAUGCUCGUGUUAUCGACCAUCUCAAUUGCAAAUUUGGACAAAAACACGCAAAAUGACGACGGAAAAGGGCGAUCAACUGAGGCAACAACUAAUAGCGGCGGUGGUGAAGAAGCGAGCGGCGAUUGCGCGGGCUCAUCAAAUCGUGGUGCGUCUUUUGGAGCCCGGAAUACCAGAGCCCGAGUUCCUGUCCAUGCUAUGGGAGAUUGGCCCCCCAAAUUAUUCAGACAUCGUAGAAGAGCGAGAAAUAAACAAAUUGUGUGGAUAUCCGCCGUGUUCCAGCGUUCUAGAAAAUAUUCCCAAGCAAAAAUACACCAUCAGUGCUUCCAAAAACAAGGUUUACGACCUGACCGAGCGCAAGAAAUUCUGUUCUGGAUAUUGUUUUAAGGCCUCCGAGUACAUUAAAUCCCAGGUGCCCACAUCGCCAUUGUGGCUGCGAGAUCGGGAAACGAGACCCAGCUUUCAGCUACUGCCUCGAGGUACAUGACCACCGGUAUACAUAGCUCUCAAAGCGUUUAUUUAUUUCGUAUAAUAAGCAUUAAGACCAUUUGUUCAUUA
Drosophila gunungcola (fruit fly) is the source of this 568-nucleotide messenger RNA. Its product is annotated as putative RNA polymerase II subunit B1 CTD phosphatase RPAP2 homolog. The record is from RefSeq and is a predicted model, not a curated record. The coding region runs from base 66 to 497 and encodes 143 amino acids. The transcript is spliced from 4 exons. Gene Ontology annotation, molecular function: RNA polymerase core enzyme binding; RNA polymerase II CTD heptapeptide repeat phosphatase activity. Gene Ontology annotation, cellular component: cytoplasm; nucleus. NCBI's taxonomy places the organism in Eukaryota, Metazoa, Arthropoda, Insecta, Diptera, Drosophilidae.